UAUAGCUGGUUGUUGUCUUGUUGCGUGCGUUCCUUCUGGCCGCGCGGCGGUGACAGGCUUGACAGCUUGGUGUCCUGCUCCGUCUUCGUUAGCUGUCAGAACACCCCAGCGAGGGAAUGCCCCGCUAUGUUCGACUUAAGCCGUGGCUGGAACCUGUCCUUCGCUGGUUGCGGCUUCCUGGGCAUUUAUCAUAUCGGAGUAGCCAGCUGUCUGCUGGAGAAAGCUCCGUACCUUAUCAAAGAGGCCACUAAGCUGUAUGGGGCUUCGGCCGGUGCGCUGACCGCCUCGAUGCUCGCCAGCGAGGCACCCAUAGCUAAAUGCUGUGAAGAUGUGAUUGAGGUGGCUAAGGAGGCCAGAAAGAGAAACCUGGGCCCUCUUCAUCCAACUUUCAACCUGAUUAAGGUGUUAAGGUCUGGCCUGAAUCGUAACCUGCCCUCUGACGCGCACACCCUGGCCUCAGAGCGACUGUGCGUCUCUCUGACCAGAGUGUCUGAUGGGGAGAAUGUGCUCGUGUCAGAGUUUGACUCCAAAGAUGAGCUCAUUCAGGCGCUCAUCUGCAGCUGUUUUAUCCCCAUCUACUGUGGACUGAUCCCUCCGUGCUUCAAAGGAGUGCGUUACGUAGACGGUGGGAUCAGUGAUAACCUGCCACAGUCAGAGCUGAAGAACACCAUCACCAUCUCUCCUUUCUCUGGCGAAAGUGACAUCUGUCCACGGGAUAAGUCCACCAGCUUUCAUGAGCUGCGUUUCACCAACACCAGCAUCCAGAUGAACAUGGGCAACAUGUACCGCCUCAGCAGGGCUCUCUUUCCACCAGAACCCAAGGAGGAAGGAGUUCCAAAGACGGGGGGCAGAGCAGCAGAAAGGCCUGCGCCCCACGGUGGCCAGCCGGGGGGAAGGGAUGGAAAGAGAAAGAGAGGAGGAGGAUCUGAGACACCGAGAAGGAAUGGUGAUCUGAACCAGGUCAGAGAGGUGCUGGCUGAGAUGUGUCAGAGCGGUUAUAAAGAUGCUCUACGCUUUCUUGAAGAGAACAACCUGCUUGCACUGGAGUGUCCCACUGCUGGCCCUUCCCUACCAGAGAGCUCGAUCAGCUGCUGCAACAAUACUGAAACAACCAAGGAGUGGGUGCUCCGAAGGCUCCGACUACUUCGUAAACAGCACUGUAGGCUGGAUGAACACAUUAGUCUGCCUACUUCAAUCAAGAAAGUGUUCUGUGAGGCCUGCCAAGAGAGAUCCGGACUGUAUGGCAGGGUAUCUGGGAUGCUGCCAGUAAGGGUGGCCUCCUACAUGCUCAUGCCAUACACACUUCCUGUACAGUCAGCAUACUCAGUGGCCCAGAGGUUUGUAGAGUGGAUCCCAGAGGUGCCCGCUGAUGUCCGUUGGCUGUUUGAGGUGGCAGGUGAUGUGUACCGACAGGCCUGGAAAGGGGAACAAGCCAGCGCUAUGAGUGAGCCCUGCCUGAGGAAAUGCCUGAGUGUUCCACCGCUAUCUUCGGAGUGUGAGCCCAGUCAGAAAGAUAUCCCACCUGCUCUUUCCUCUGUCGAGCUCCACAGCAACUACUGGGAAAUCCCCAAAUCUACCUUCUCCUCGUCUCAUCAGAGACAUCCAGCCAUCGAUCCCUCCUCACCACAGGAUGUCUGCUUCUUUGUUGGCAUCCAAGAUGAACCUUAGAGCGUUCACAACGGUCAGAUGCUCCAGGACCUGAACUUUAACAGAAACACGGUCUAAUGUCAGCUCUCUUGUUGAGACAAGGAUGGAUUGUUGGAUGGUAGAAAUUUUAGCCAAUAAUCACUGGUGUGUAUCUGUUUUUUACACUGACUCUGAACACUCCAUCCAGUGCAAAGAGUAUUGUACUUCUGUGAUGUGUUUUAUGACCUAAAUCAGUGCGCAGCACAGUAUGAUAUCUAUCUACUUCCCUAACUAUUUUUAAGUUUAAAAUAUGCAAACAUAGGAACCAUCCUGGUGCAUUUAAUCACAGCUUCUUUCUUUCCCUUCAAAUAUUGACUCUUUGUCCAUUUCACCACGCUGAUGGACUUGUACCGUUGAGUGAGAUCUCCAAGGUUUGUGGUCCCAAUCACUAAUUUAAAGGUUUUUUUCAGUAUAUAAUGAUUUUAAUUUUCUAAAUAAUGCUCCACAGAGUAAAACGGGUACCAGAGAAGGCGGGGCUACCGUGUGAAGGUGUCCUUUGGUUGUCAGUGCGAUUAAAAUUCCAGAGUGACUGAUUAUAUUCAAUAUAAUGUGAAACUAGGGACUGAGACCGCAAAGUCAUCAGGAGUCUUUUUUUAGGUCAUAGCUGAAAGCUGUUUUACUAAAAAGAGACUUUUUGUAACAACAGGAGUCAGCCUGUGGUGGCCUUUAAGGAGAAUGCAAGUUUAAGGCACUUCCUUAUUGCCUUUAACACCUGAAAUCUGUUUUAUUUAUCUGUAAGUCUAUGGCUCUAAUGUUACAAAUCUUGGUACAACAGUCCUUAGCAUUAAUCCAGGUGAUCUUUCCAGGAUUUGUGAGUAAAACCAAGUUGUUCACUUAAUUGGAACAAUACCAAAAUAGGUAACUCUUCAUCAGUACUGCAUAAGGAGAGGCUAUUUCACAUUAAUGGGCAGAGUUAUGUGUGAUGAUGGGUCUGGGGUAAAAAGCUGUUCCUGAGACUGGUUGUCUAUUAUUUGGUGGCCGCUUACCGUCAGGCGACUCUUCUAAGCUGAUGAUGACCUGGAUGUGAUGAGUGUCUGAGAAUGUUAGUGGUUCUGUUUUGGCAGCGGUGUCUGUAGAUAUGUUCAAGGGAGGGAAGAAGGCAGCCGAUGCCGUUUUGUGCAGUAGCAAUGACCCAUGCCCAAAUUACUAGUCGGCCACUGAAAACUGAUGAAAAAUGUUUCUGCUAGAGAAAAUGCACUGAAGCUGACAUUUUCAGGUUAAAGGCUGGUUCUGGUCCUGGGCCAGCUAGGCAAAGGGGAAUGCAAUCAGUGGUACAAGUCACAUCAGCCCAUUACCUCUGGCCAAUAAUGCAGUGCAUAGGCUGAAUGCUGAUUGGCUGAAAGGAAGGGGUCAACUGAAAAGGGAAUGACCACAGCCCACUUAAUCUGCAGUACAAAGAAUUUCUUUGUGCACUAUGAAGUCUGUAAUUCCAGCAAAAGGACCAACACAACCACAAACAAGAGUGGCCUAUGUUCCAGUUAUUAAACAGUACGUGUAUAUUUUUAAACUAUAACAGCAAUGUCAAGUUGUUUGCAUCUGCAAAGUCCUAUGUAGCAGCACCAACCAUGCUGGAGCCAAUACGUGCCAUUUUUAUAGGACAAACCCACAGUUUCAGCAUGGACGAAGACAUGCUCCAGUAUACCACAAAACUUUACAAACUUUUAAAACUACAAAAUUAAGUCCAAAAUUGAAAACAGGCUCGUUUUAAUUCCCUUCUUUUAAGUUUAAAAAAUCAACUCAAUAUGCCAUUUCUCAGAGAUUUGCUGGUAGUUACGUGGUCAGAUCCUGAAAUAUUUUUUGUUUCCCGCAAAUGUAAAGUUAUGUUAAAGCACUGUGAUAUUUCAAGAUUAAACAAUUGAUAAUU
Molecule: messenger RNA, 3550 nt
Organism: Oreochromis niloticus (Nile tilapia)
Lineage: Eukaryota; Metazoa; Chordata; Actinopteri; Cichliformes; Cichlidae
Gene: pnpla3
Product: patatin-like phospholipase domain containing 3
Exons: 10
Coding region: 127-1668 (513 amino acids)
Biological process (GO): positive regulation of triglyceride catabolic process; triglyceride catabolic process; lipid homeostasis
Cellular component (GO): lipid droplet; cytoplasm; membrane
Molecular function (GO): triacylglycerol lipase activity
Source: RefSeq, a predicted model, not a curated record